AUAAAUUAUAUACUCCACUUUAACGAACCAAAUUUUGAAAAUUAAAAGAUAUGAAAAAAAAUUUGGCCUUAAAAUAUUGGAACCAAGAUGGCGUAAUUCGGUUCCUUUUCCUCCCCCUUAAGUUCCAAUUUCUGAUCUAAACCGUGAGAAAAAUUUGACCACAGUCAACUUCCGCUGCAAGAGAUUCAUAAAGCACGUUGAAAUGUGGCGUUUUAAAGUGAUUUUUAGUUUUAUUUAGACAGACAUGGAGUUUCCGAAGAGGCUGCACUGCGGCGUCUUGCUGCUGUUCGCGUCCCUCCUGGCGGGUAGCAGCAGCGGCACCCACGAGUGCGCGCGCGAGUGCGUGGAAGGAGCUCCGCCCAUGAACUGCCGCUACACCUUCGCCGUGGAGUGGUACGUGACCAUGAGCAAGGCCUGCUACGACUGCCGCACCAACGUCAGCGACUGCUUCCGGCCCGACUGCGUGCCGGCCGACGGAUACAGCCGCCCCGUGGUCGUCGUCAACCGCCAGAUGCCUGGCCCCACCAUCGAGGUGUGCCAGGGCGACUACGUGGUCGUGGAUGUGGAGAACCACAUGAUGGAGGAGAGCACCACGAUUCACUGGCAUGGGCAUCACCAGCGAGGCACGCCCUACAUGGACGGCGUGCCCUACGUCACCCAGUGCCCAAUCCCGCCCAAGUCCGCCUUCCGCUACCAGUACUACGCCACCACAAGCGGCACACACUUCUGGCACUCGCACUCCGGCUGCCAGAGGGCGGACGGCGCGUUCGGCGGCUUCGUGGUGCGCGUGCCCAAGUCGUGGGACCCGCACACCGCCCUCUACGACCGCGACCUGCCGGAGCACCUGGUGCAGAUACUGGACUGGGUGCCUGAGAUGGGAGUGCACAAGUUCGUCGACCACCACCACGGCCUCGCCGAUAACAAGCCGCGCAACAUCCUCGUCAACGGCCUGGGCAGGAACGUGUCGCUGCCGGCCGUGCUGGAGGACCCGUGGGGCGUGGACGACACCAGCCAGCCCACCGCCACCUUCGUCGUCCAGCAGGGUUUACGUUACCGAUUUCGACUGAUCAACGCAGGGUUUCUGAACGUGCCCAUCCAGAUGUCUGUGGACAAUCACACCAUGACUGUCAUCAGCAGUGACGGUUUUGACAUCGAGCCGAUUCAAGUGGACUCGCUGGUGAGCUACGCGGGCGAGCGGUUCGACGUGGUGCUGACGGCCAACCAGAGCGUGGGCAGCUACUGGGUGCGCUUCCGCGGCCUCAUGGACGGCGACGAGCGCUUCACGAGCGUGCACCAGGUGGCGAUCCUGCGCUACGAGGGCGCCCCUCUGGAGGACCCGCCCGGCGACGUGGGCUACGACGAGGCGCGCCGUGACGGUCUGGUGAUGAACGAACUGAACGUGGGCACCGAGGGCAGUGAUGGAACCGUCUCCAUGCCCGAGCUGACCUCCCUCCAGCCGGACGACGAGAGCCUCAAGCCCGAGGCAGACUUCACCUUCUACCUCGCCUACGACUUCUACCCCGUCGACAACCCGCACUUCUUCCACGCGCCCUACUACGGCUUCGGUGACGCGGGCAGCCAUGUGUACACGCCCCAGUUCAACCACAUCUCCAUGAAGCUCCCUCCGUUCCCGCUGUUGUCCCAGCGCGACCUCCUGGCGCCCGACAUGUUCUGCAACUCGUCCACCGUCGGCAACUGCACCGCCGAGUUCUGCGAGUGCCUGCAUGUGCUGGCCGUGCCGCUGGGCGCCGUCGUCGAGCUCAUCUUCGUCGACGAGGGGGUGCCGUACGAUGCCAACCACCCGUUCCACCUGCACGGGCAUGCGUUCCGCGUGGUGGCCAUGGAGCGUCUCGGUAACACCACCACAGUGGACGAGGUGAAGGCACUGGACGCGGCGGGGCUGCUACGCCGCAACCUGCACCGGGCUCCGUACAAGGACACCGUCACCGUGCCCGACGGCGGCUACACGGUCGUGCGCCUGCACGCCUCCAACCCAGGUUACUGGCUGCUGCACUGCCACAUCGAGUUCCACGUGGAGAUCGGCAUGGCGGUGGUGCUGAAGGUCGGCGAGGACUCGCAGAUGGCGCCCGUGCCGCGGGGGUUCCCGCGCUGCGACAGCUGGCUUCCGGACCGCGAGGAUCUGGACGACAUGCCGACGAGUCCCGCGUUCAACUACUCGGAGGGCCGCGACGGAGACGAGGGGCCGUCCAUCGUGUCGCUGACCCACUGGCUGCCGGCGAUCGUCGGUUCGCCCGCCGCGGGCACGGCGUCAUCCGGUCGACCGCAGCUCGGCCUGCUGUGCGCGACGGCGCUGGCCUGGCUGCUGCGGUGACCAGCGUGGUCGACUUGAGAAGCAAUCGAUGAUCGACUAUUACUGACAAGUGCCUAAAAUUUUACUUAAAAAAAAAACACUCCUUUUAUGUUUAACAUCUCAUCUCUCGAUAUACGACAUUUGGUGGGAAUAAAUUCGUGAACGCGACGGAAGUCAAGGAACAUGGAAAGUGUAACAACCACGGUGCCAUCAUCUGUAGCGGAUGGCGCGAACUAAAGUUCAUAAAGCCAAAGAGAAACUUUAUAGAAUUAACUUUUCAACGAAUUUUAACAAUACAAGAACUGUUUUAAUACAAUUUCUUUGUCAAAAAUCAUGUUCAAACUCGGGGUUAAUUUUUUAAAGUCUUUUUAGAAUUAAUUGGAGCUGUUUCAUUAUAUAGUUGAAAAUUUCUGUCUGAAAACCGAAUUAUUCGAUAGUCGACGCAGCUGCUCUGGCAGCGAAUUCUAGCGGUAGGUGCUGAAACUAUGUGCGAUUUGCGUCCAGAAAUGUAAGUGAAAACACAAUUUGCGUUUAUUUACCAUGCUCGGCAUUAUUUUAAAGAAAUACUAGUUAAAUGUCGUGUCAGAGCCCCGAGUUUUAUAUUACAAGUUUAUUUGCAACAUGAAAACAAACGAAUUUGGACUUUACCGAGGUUAGAUGUUACACAUCAGCUCUAUCGAGUACUGAAAGACUUGCUUACAUUUUCUUUUCUUUUUUUUUCCACUUUGAACUUACGAUUUUGAACAUAUCACUUUUGUCCUCGGGGGAGCUUACGGCCGUGUUCUGGGUCUACAAGAUUCAGUGCGCAAAGGGUUACCCUGGUUUUCGCGUUAAAUACCUCGUCGCCCCUUUGUACAAAGAGCUGAGCUGGCGCUCAGUGCUUUCCCUUGUUGACUCGCCCCCUACAAGGGACGACUUUUAGCAGUGACCCCAUCAUUUCCACGGUGUGGUGAUAAAAAUGAAAGUGCAGUCCAAACCCUCGAGUUGCUUUCAAUAUUCCAUAACCGAGAAAAUUUUACCGCACUUGAUGGCUAUCGUGAAAAUAAAUUGUUUGAAACAUUUUCCCUCUUCUUAAAAUACGAGUUAGGGACGAUAUGUGGAAACAAUUCUAUCAUCCUGACUGGCAUCUCAGGGAUCUUGAGGAGUUUAUUAGAUGGAGUUACGCCGGCAUGUGAAGGGCGCAGGUCUACUAGAGUACCAAAUGGCGAUAUUUUUUACAGUGUAUAACGUGGCAGUUGUAUCGGCGGUUCGAGAGACAACGCUGGAGAGUAAUGUGCUAAGGACGAAAGUCAAGUCAACCUCGUCAAACAAGCGAACAGUCCACAUUGUUUUUAGCACGUCUAGGUGUUCGUGACUAAAAGAAUGUUUGGUUAGGUGAGAGUUAGGGACAUUUAAAAUAGGUACUCUAAAAUAGUACCUAAUGAAAUAUCUUAAAAAUUGUGUGUGUUUUUUUUUAAUUCCGGCCAAGAAGUUGCACGAGCUAGGGCAAACAUCGGAUAUGUUCGGAACAGUGCGGACAUCAGACUCCAUUUCCAGUGAAUCUAAGUCUUUCCCACGAGCUUGAAGUAAGAUACGGACUGGGUCUCAGAUGCCAGCGAGUGUAUGGAGGGACCACAUGAGAAUCGUUACGAAAAAUGAACAUAUCGUCAAGAUUCUACAAUCGUUAGUUAAUGUUACGACAUAGUAAAAUUAAGUUUACUUGUUUAUUAGGAAAAACUACAAAUAGAAACACCAAUUUAUUUUCUCCAGCGGCUGUUUGAAAUUAAUAUAUUUUCAAAAUAAUUUGAGAUGUAAAUAUAAUAAUUCCGUCACAAACUACUAAAGAUCAAGUUAAGAAUAACAACUCAUGACUGUCAUGAGGGCAGUGCAAUUAUUGGUCAAGUACUUUCAGAGAACCUGUUAAAUUUAAACUAUCCAGAGAUUUAUAUUUUUGUAUGAUGUAAAGAAUUCGGCGUUGUAGUCGCAGUUUGUAAACAUCCAAUAAAUAUACAUAUAUACAUAUAUAUGUACCAUAACUACUAACAAAAAUAAUUUACGAAUUGAAUUAAUACAUACAUUGUGAAUAUGUUUGUGUACAAAAGGAAACAAAAGUGAUAGGUCAGUGGCAUUAUUUGGCCAAAUUGGUGUUAAGUAAUGAGAUGACAUGCCUAUCAUAGUAUUGUACAGUAACUAUUAAAGUAGACUGUACCUGCAAUCUGUGAUAUUAGAUUAAGUAUAAACACUGUGUAUUAUAAAUAAAAAUAUGCCUAGUUCUAGCUCCUAAUUAAAGCCUAUUUUAUAGAUAUUGUACUUAAGCUUACAUUCGUUGUAUUAAAGCCAUAUUUGUAAAUUAUACAUUUGGUAAGAUGUUUGUAUCUUUGCAUAAAUACAAUAAUGAAUAUUACGAGAGAUACUUUGUAUUAAACUGAUUCUGUUAUAUUUCCUUCCCAAUACUUCUACUUGCAAGUGCUGGUCCUCACUUUCAUAGUUGAUGUAUCAUAAGUUAAAAUAAAAGUAUUUUGUAAAAACUUAAA
Bacillus rossius redtenbacheri is the source of this 4824-nucleotide messenger RNA. RefSeq lists its product as uncharacterized. Bases 245 to 2332 code for a protein of 695 amino acids. Gene Ontology annotation, molecular function: oxidoreductase activity; copper ion binding. The record is from RefSeq and is a predicted model, not a curated record. The transcript is spliced from 11 exons. NCBI's taxonomy places the organism in Eukaryota, Metazoa, Arthropoda, Insecta, Phasmatodea, Bacillidae.